AUGAACAAGCGCUAUGCAUGCAACAAGUGUCCAUUUCGGAGUAAAUAUAACUCGAGUUUAAGAAACCACAUAAACCAAAUGCACGUGGACGAACAAGACGUUAAAUGGCACGAGUGUGUUAAAUGUCCUUUCAAGACCAAAACGAAAGGCAGUUUAACAAGGCACAUUAAUACGUUACACUUGAACGACGAAGACGUUAAGUGGUACGAAUGCACUGAGUGUCCUUUCAGAGCCAAGUAUAAAAAGUCUUUGAAGCUACACGUGACUGUAAAACAUCUAGAUGAAGAAAAAAUCGAGUGGCAUAAAUGUGAAGACUGUUCGUACAAAAGUAAAACGAAAGAUCAUUUAAAACAUCACGUGAGGGUGCAUUUGGACAUUAAAUCGUAUCAGUGCGAGUAUUGUCCGUAUAAAGCGAAACGCAGUGGUGAUUUAAGGAGUCAUGUGAAUUUCCGUCAUUAA
Zophobas morio is the source of this 459-nucleotide messenger RNA. RefSeq names its product zinc finger protein 236-like. The record is from RefSeq and is a predicted model, not a curated record. Lineage: Eukaryota; Metazoa; Arthropoda; Insecta; Coleoptera; Tenebrionidae. Gene Ontology annotation, biological process: positive regulation of transcription by RNA polymerase II. Gene Ontology annotation, cellular component: nucleus. The coding region runs from base 1 to 459 and encodes 152 amino acids. The transcript has a single exon.